CGCACUCUUGUGUGAACCAGCUGCAAGCACCACGCGCCCUCACAUUGCCCUCUCCAACCCUCUGCAACGUGCUCGCCGUUCACGCCCCUUGUCCAGCCACCGUCGCGUGAGGCAUGUCCGACAAGAUUGUUGCAGGAACCGCAGACGCACACGCAUACUGUUCCCACGCAUAUCUGUAGCUCCAGCAGGGUCACAGCCAUGAGCAGCGAAGAGGACGGCGUCGACCUCAUGGCGGCUUUCAAAAAGGGCGGGCGCAAGAGCACGCGCAGUAGCACUGCUGCCCCGCCCGAGCUGUCGAAGCGCGCCUCGUUCUCUCCGGGUGACUUCUUCUCAGACCAGAGCUCGGGUGGAGACGAUGACACUAUCCAAGUUGUGUUGCCGGCGGCCACACGCAGGGCGGUAUGCGUGCGUGUGCGGCCGGUCCAAGACAAGGACGAAUACACGUACUACGAGCCGCAGGACGAGGUGGAGCGCAUCUUGCGAGAGUCCAACAGAGGAAAGGAGCUCAUGUACACGGUCAGACUGGUGGGGGACCAGACCAAGGAGAUCACGUUCGAAGAGCUUCUCGAACUCACCGGCGGCCCAGAAGCACUGCAGAGCUUCCAGCACUACGACGACGCAUCCUCGCCCAGCGUCGACGAACCCAACAUGAGACUCCGCGCCAAGGCACCCAAGACCACCCACGACGGGUUCCUCGACAUCUCCAUGCUGGACCUCUCCUCCGAUGACGAGCUUGCCUCGACUUCACGAGGGCCGCGGAACAACCGCAGGCGGGCGUCAGCCAGGCAGGGCAUUGACAGCGAACGUUCAUCGACGGCCCGCUCGCGCCGGAGGAACGCCACGGACCCUUCGACCAGCGACGAUUCAGAGAUUGAGGUCAAAAGGCGAGGGCGACCCCGGAAACCGAAGAAGACACCAGAACCUACGCGCCGCUCCUCCCGGCAACACACUGCCGUGCACGCAUACGAUCAAGAUGAGAGUGAAGACGACGACGAUGACGACGACGACGGCGAUGGCUCGAGCGGCUCUGACAUCCUUCGUUCGGAUCUACUUCCUGGCCGGAAGCGCAAGCGGCGGACCCUACGCUCCAUGAAGCCGGACAAGGUGCCACGGACUGGAAUGCGUCAGUCUGAUCGAUCAACACGCGCCACCAACAACAUGCAAGAGGCGAAUGGUGACGACGUGUAUCGUUCCGACUCCGAGCCACGAGCAGCCGCGCAAAAGAUCACAGUCGUGCGCGAGGUCUUUGAGACGCUUCCACGAAGCAGCCUCUUCCGCUCGCGCCAUGUCGAAGGCUGUGAGGUGUGCUUUGAUGGACCCAGCGUCGCACCUCUCAUCUACUGUCAGGGAUGCUCUCUUGCGUACCACAAGAACUGCGUGGGUAAUCGAGCAAAUCGAGAACACCUAGUCACCAAGGUCGGUCACGAGAGUUUUGUGCUGCAGUGUAGACGGUGCAUCAAUGUAUAUCAAAAGAAGGACGCCACUGCGCCUGAUCUCUCCCAAUGUCAGGACUGUAAGGAACAGGGUGUCUCGUGCAAGCCGUUCAGGCAUCGCCAGACGACACAGCAGGAGAUGAAGGACCGGGAAGACAACGGCGGCCAAGAUCCGGUCGUCGAUGUGGCACCAGAACUCAUCAACAACGCCCACAACGUGCUCUUUCGAUGCACCAAAUGCUCUCGGGCAUGGCACUAUCACCACUUGCCACCACUAUCCCAGUAUGCCAUGGAUAUUAUGCGCGACGACGAGGAAACGGCAGAUGACCGAUUUCGAGAAUAUUCCAGCAAGUGGCUUUGCAAAGAGUGUGACGAAACAAGCGACCAAAAGGUUAGCGGGCUCAUAGCCUGGCGCCCCUCCGACGUGGAAACGUACCGACCAGGAACGCCAUGCUAUCUUGUCAACGAAGACGAGAAACAGUACUUGAUCAAAUGGGAGAACCAGUCUUACUUCCGCGCCGCAUGGUACUCUGGAGCUUGGACUUGGGGUGUCACAGCGCCAGCUAUGCGAAAGGCCUUCUACAAGCGCGAAGAUGGGCCAAAGAUGAGAACGGAGGACGCCGUACCGGAAGAGUAUUUACGCAUCGAUAUUGUACUAGACAUCAAAUACACAAGCUAUGUAGAAGUCCGCAGCGAAGAGAUCGACAAAGCCCGAAUCAAAGAGGUGGACAAGGCGCUCAUCAAGUACAAGGGUUUGGGCUACGAAGACGCAGUUUGGGAGAAGGUGCCUACACAAGAAGAUGAAGAUAGAUGGCUAGAUUUCGUCACUGCUUACAACGACUGGGUCGCCGGGCGUUAUGUAAGAUACCCAAAGCAAGGUCCACUGAAAGCGCGUCUCGACAAGGCCCGCAACACGCCUUUCGCCAAAUUGGAGAAACAAAAACAACCGGAGAAUCUUGUCGGUGGUGAACUGAUGAAAUAUCAGAUUGAGGGCUUGAAUUGGCUUUACUAUCAAUGGUACAGCCAAAAGAAUGGCAUCCUCGCUGAUGAAAUGGGUUUGGGUAAGACAAUUCAGGUAAUUGGCUUCAUGGCGACACUUGUCCAGGAGCACAACUGCUUCCCCUUUCUAGUCGUGGUUCCCAACUCGACCUGCGCCAACUGGCGACGAGAAAUCAAGCAAUGGGUACCAUCGCUGCGUGUUGUCGCCUACUUCGGCUCAUCCCAAGCUCGGGACAUGGCAUACAAAUACGAAAUGUAUCCCGAAGGAACGAAGGAACUCAGGUGCCAUGUUGUAGUCACUUCUUACGAAGCAGCCGCGAAUGACAGUUGUCGGAGGAUGUUUCGCAGCGUCAACUGGGGAGGACUGAUCAUCGACGAAGGCCAACGGUUGAAAAACGACAAGAGCCAACUCUACACCGCCCUCACGGCCGUGAAAGCUCCUUUCAGGCUACUACUGACGGGUACACCACUACAGAACAAUGCCAGAGAGCUGUUCAAUUUGCUGCAAUUCUUGGACGAAACUAUCAACGCCGCUGAGCUCGAAGAGAAGUACGCCGAGAUGACAUCAGAAAACAUUAAAGAACUGCACGAUGAAAUCCGUCCCUUCAUCCUUCGACGUACAAAAGCUCAAGUAUUGACCUUCCUUCCACCGUUAGGUCAGAUCAUUCUCCCGAUAUCAAUGAGCCACCUGCAAAAGCAACUUUACAAGUCAAUCCUAUCAAAGAGUCCGGAACUCUUGAAGACUCUCUUUACUUCAGACAAGUCUCUCAAGCAGCAGGAGCGAGCCAACUUGAGCAAUAUACUCAUGCAGCUUCGCAAGUGUCUUUGUCACCCCUUCGUCUACAGUCGCGAGAUCGAAGAGCGAACUGACGUAGCUACUGUCUCCCAUCGCAACCUGGUCGAGGCCUCCGCUAAACUCAGUCUGCUAGAGGUAUUGCUUCCAAAGUUGCAGGAGCGAGGACAUCGUGUUCUCAUCUUCAGCCAAUUUCUCGACAUGCUUAGUAUGAUUGAAGACUUCAUGGACGGGAUGCAGAUGACAUAUCAACGUCUCGAUGGAAAUAUGGGCUCUUUGGAAAAGCAGAAGCGUAUCGAUCAAUUUAACGCACCCGACUCUCCGCUCUUCGCCUUCCUCCUAUCAACUCGAGCUGGCGGUGUAGGCAUCAACCUUGCUACUGCUGACACGGUGAUUAUCAUGGAUCCCGACUGGAAUCCUCAUCAAGACUUGCAGGCCAUCUCCAGAGCUCAUCGUAUCGGUCAGAAGAAGAAGGUCCUCUGCUUCCAGCUCAUGACAAGGGCUUCUGUCGAAGAGAAGAUUAUGCAGAUGGGCAGGAAGAAGAUGGCCCUUGAUCACGUCGUUGUUGAGCAGUUAGAUGCAGACAAUCCUGAAGAUCAAGACGUGGAAUCGAUUCUCAAGUUUGGCGCAGCGGAGCUCUUCAACGAUGACAACGCAGAUCAUGAUAUUCGAUACGACGAUGCUUCGGUCGAAAAGUUGAUAGACCGGAGUCAGCUUGAGAAUACAAAGACAAGCGCGGACGACUCAGCGGAGUCUCAGUUUAGCUUCGCUCGUAUAUGGGCAAACGAUACGGGUACUCUCCAAGAGAACCUCGACAGCGUAGAAGAGGAGGUCGCUCCAGAUCCAGGUGUUUGGGAUAAGAUUUUGAAGGAGCGUCAAGCAUUGGCAGCAGCAGAAGCUCUAGCGCGGGCUGAGGCUCAUGGCAGGGGACGAAGGGCUCGAAUGAACGUUGAUUACGCCAACGAUGAGCAAGAUCAGGCAGCUAACGCCGAUGAAGAUGUCUUCGAAGAUGUUCUUCCCGAGCCUAUCAAGAAGUCGGAUAAGAGACGGAAGAAAGCCAAGUCAGGUUCUGAAAGCGAUACUGACUUCCAAGCUGACACCGAGGACGAGAGCGACCCCGAACUCUAUCCUGCUGAGCUCGAUGCCGAGAGAGAGCUUGGGAGUGCUGCUCGAAGACCCAGUGCAAACAAUAUUGCCAGCUCCACGCUAUACAAGCAGAAUGGCGCAGGUGCGUCCCAAGUUUCCAUUCAAACUUCGUCAAGACCUCCUUAUGCACCACCGCCACCACCAGUCAUUGCUACUAUGGCACCUUCGCGUGGACCGCCGUCAAGUGGAUCACUGAAGCCACCGAAAGGUGGUGUGAAGGUUACCUUAUCGGCAGUCCAUUCCAGCAAGAGCUCUUCUCGCCCUGUGCCUCCUGAGCUUGCAGCGUCUGGCAGACUACAAACAUCACUACCGAAACCUGACGAACCCUCAGUGAAACCGUUCCGGCGUGUUCAUCUCCCAACUCGCUCACCCCUCGACGCCAACUAUGGAACACUCAACUAUCGCCCGUGUCCAGCGUGCUACAAACAACAUCCGCAAGGUGCAUGCGAACUGAAAGUCGCCGGCGUCGAACACUGUGGUCUCUGCGGUCUUGCACACUUUGGCCACGGACGCCAGUGUCCACACAUCAAAUCCGAGACACAGGUCCGCGAGAUGCUCGAAACCCUCAAGAACUCUCCUGAGAAUAAAGAACUGGUGGACGCUGCGGUCAAAUACUUGAGAGGCGUAAAGGGCCAUCUCGUGCAGACGAAGAAGAGGGAACGCGAAAAAUCGGCGCUGCAGUCAGGUCAGCCUUUACCAUCAUCCACCGGGCUUGUUAGUGGGCAGCCUCGUCCGAAUGGUCCCGGAGCAAUAAAUGGUUCUGGUGCUUUGCCAGCUGCACGAGGCCCGCCGCGGCGUGAGGUUCCCCAAACAUACCAGGGACCCGCUAACGCGGCACCUGGCAGUGUGGGUAGCUUUAUUCAAGGACAGCGUGGUUCCGCUACUCCGCAGCAAUACACCCAGCAACUGCAAACGCCAGGGCUUGAUGAUCGUGACGUUGAAAGUGCUCUGAGGGGUUACCUCGGGGGUCCGGCGUCUCACCAGGUGUGAUUUGCUUUCUUGAUGAACGGACGAUUUGCUGCUACGAGGAGAGUAUUAAGCUUGGUCCUUUGGUUAGUAGAUGCUUUCAAAAUGAAAUCGAAGCGUGGAUGGCUUUUUGCGCUUUGUUUCGAUAUCGACUUGAUGUUACUUCAUGCGGGAUGGUGGUUUUGAGAUAGGUUCCGAAGAUCAAGUGAGAGGAGUUUCGUAGGCUAGGUCGUCUCAGUUCGAGACAUGAAGCACGAUUUACAACAUCUAAUAAAUCGUGUUGGUUUCUUUCAUGUAUACCUUCAAUCAGUGACGCCAAACUCCUAAAUCUCGACGAUACCCCACAAUAUACGACGAUCAGUCACUAGAUGUGUUUUAAAUUG
Messenger RNA from Dothidotthia symphoricarpi CBS 119687, 5720 nucleotides. RefSeq lists its product as uncharacterized. The transcript is spliced from 3 exons. The record is from RefSeq and is a predicted model, not a curated record. Lineage: Eukaryota; Fungi; Ascomycota; Dothideomycetes; Pleosporales; Dothidotthiaceae. Gene Ontology annotation, biological process: negative regulation of transcription by RNA polymerase II; chromatin remodeling. Gene Ontology annotation, molecular function: ATP hydrolysis activity; ATP-dependent chromatin remodeler activity; DNA binding. Bases 199 to 5361 code for a protein of 1720 amino acids. Gene Ontology annotation, cellular component: chromatin; nucleus.